Molecule: messenger RNA, 1018 nt
Organism: Striga asiatica
Lineage: Eukaryota; Viridiplantae; Streptophyta; Magnoliopsida; Lamiales; Orobanchaceae
Source: the annotation of a GenBank genome assembly
GAAACUUCACUUAUUCUGUUUACUCCUAUAUUUUUUCCCCCCUCAUUUCCAUUCCAUGUAUUUUUCUCGUUUAAUUAUUUGUAAUUAUUUCUCGAAGCUUUGGAUGGGAAUUGACUCUGUUUUUUACUGUUUCCUGGUGUUGAAGAAAUAUGGAAAGACCUCUCACUUUUAAGCCACUUAGCAUCCAGGAUGAGAAUUCUGCCGUUCAUCGUAAAAUUGCUUUUGUUUUCUUAUAUUGCAGAGGGUGCAGUUGAUGGUAAAUCAAAGACCUCCAAGGCUGCUGUUGACAAGGGUGGAGUUGCACUUAAAAGCCGUAAAGCUCUGAAUGACAUCACAAACAAGUCGUGCAUUAAUGUUGAAGCAUCCUCUCUAAAGAAUAGCACUCAAAAUAUAAAGCCGAAUACUUUGGAAGACAGAUCUUUGAACCACCAUGUUUCUGGAGCUGAAAAUUUGUCUAAGAAAAAGAUUUCUGUUAGUGAGAAACUUAACGUUGCUGAAGAGGGUUUCUUGCACGACCACAAUAAAUGCAUUGAAGCACAAAAGAACGGGCAGGACCUUAAUUUCUGGGACACGGUUCUUCCUGGACAUGAUUCUGCAGACUUGAUAAUACAAGAAGAAAAGAUUGAGGCUUAUGAUAUGUGCUGUCAUCCUGAAUUGGAGGAGCUAUCCAUGUUGGACUUUUCUGAUUGGUUCGAGGCUCAUUGGAAAUCGCCUCCGUCUUCACCAAUAUGCUCGGAUUCAAGGCCCUCUUUUAUCUCAUGGGAGCUCGAGCAAUUUGAAUUAACUCUCAAGGAAGAAAACAGUAUGUGAUAUCUUAUGGUCAUUUUAAUUGCACAACAAACAUAUUGUAACAUGGAUUGUGGCAUUGGCAUGCCAAGAAGUUUCUGUAUCUAUAAAUUGCAGUGUGUUGUAUAACCUCACAUUGUAGUAGUUCUAGCCUGAUAUUAAUACCAACUAGCUAUCAUAUCAAUGGCUAUGCCAAGUUUUUCAUUUUCAUCAUCAUUUUCUUAGAAAAAUA